CUAUUGUUUAAAAGCUAAAGUUGAAGAAGGGUCAGAUUUGGGGUUUCUCUCAGUUGCUAUCGAAGAAGGAACUAGGGUUUUGCCAUACCUGCUUUUUCUCUUAGGUUUUUAUCAAUCAAAUCAAACAUGAGUCGUCAUCCCGAGGUCAAGUGGGCUCAGAGAGUAGACAAGGUCUAUAUCACGGUGCAAUUGGCUGAUUCCAAAAAUGCUAAAGUGGAUCUUACUCCAGAUGGUGUUUUUACCUUCUCUGGCAGUGCUGGUGCUGAAGACCAUCAAUAUGAGCUCAAACUGGAGCUCUUUGACAAGGUUAAUGUAGAGGAGAGCAAAAUUAAUGUAGGAGUGCGAAGCAUAUUCUGUGUCGUGCAGAAGGCAGAGAGUGGAUGGUGGAAAAGGUUGCUGCGCGGAGAAGGCAAGCCUCCACAUUAUGUGAAAGUAGAUUGGGAUAAAUGGGUGGAUGAGGAUGAAGAUGAUGUUAUUGGUGAACCGGAUAUGGGAGGGAUGGAUUUCUCGAAAUUUGGUGGGAUGGGUGACGAUGCAAUGGGAGGAAUGGGAGGGAUGGGAGGAAUGGGAGGGAUGGGAGGGAUGGAUUUCUCUAAAUUUGGUGGGAUGGGCGACGAUGCAAUGGAUGAUAUUGAUGAGAAUGAGAGUGAUGAUGAAGAGCAAGAAGUGUCAAAUCCUGGAGAACAAGAUGCUGGCAAGAGCGUUGGUGAGGCAUCGACCGAGAAAGAAGCUGCUUCUAGCACAUAAUGCACUCGCAGUUCAAGAUGCUGCCCUUGAAGAUGCUUAUAAAAAUUGUCGAGUGAAUUUUUCACGCUCUACCAUUGAUUGGUAGUUUUUUAAAUGGAGACGUUAGUGUCUCUCGUGUGUUGGCUAAACAUUUAGCACAAAGCUCGUUCUAGUUGAAUUAGGAUAUUGUAUAAUUGAGAUGUUUAAUUUAUGCAUGAAUUGCGGUAUCUGGAUUUCUAUA
This is a messenger RNA of Gastrolobium bilobum, 967 nucleotides long. RefSeq lists its product as uncharacterized. The record is from RefSeq and is a predicted model, not a curated record. The transcript is spliced from 7 exons. Gene Ontology annotation, molecular function: protein-folding chaperone binding; Hsp90 protein binding. Lineage: Eukaryota; Viridiplantae; Streptophyta; Magnoliopsida; Fabales; Fabaceae. Bases 127 to 747 code for a protein of 206 amino acids. Gene Ontology annotation, biological process: chaperone-mediated protein complex assembly; protein folding. Gene Ontology annotation, cellular component: nucleus; cytosol.